GGGGAACCGAAGACCUGGUAUGGUGUUUCAAGUCUUCACGCUGAGGAAUUUGAGAGGGCUAUGCGAAACCAGGCGGCCGAGCUGUUCGACCUCUCACCGGACCUGCUUCAUCAUAUCACCACUAUAAUGAACCCGAAUCUGAUCCAAGCCGAGGGUGUACCAAUCUACCGCACAGACCAACACUGUGGCGAGUUUGUCGUGACUUUUCCAAGGGCGUACCAUGCCGGCUUCAACCAGGGUUUCAAUUUUGCCGAAGCAGUUAACAUAUGUUGCCCUGAUUGGGUAAGAUUUCAAAGCCCUCCUACCAAGCACUACGCCUCCGUUAAGCGCCAGUGUGUCUUCUCCAAUGAUGAGCUUCUCCUUACACUGGCGGAAGUAGCUGCUGGCAUCCGCCCUAUGGAGCAGGCCGCUAUGUGGACUGACCUCACUGCUGAGCGUUUCCGCAGCACCAAAUCUACUGGAUUUGACAUCAACGCUCUGAGCAUCAUCCAUGAGGAGUUUGCUGCCGUGCUGGAACGCGAGGUUGCUCAUCGUACUCGUCUCGCAGGUCUGCGCAGUGAGCGUGAGCGACUGGAUGAGCUGGUGGAUGACGAGCGUGUUUGCGCCGUAUGCCAAACCACCCUCUUUUUCUCUGCCUUAAUCUGCGUCUGCAAGGCCUCAAAGGACGGCCAGAAGGCGGGGGGUAGACCCACGAGAACUGCAGCUUCUAAACGCAAGAAUGCCCAGACUGAGACCAAUGAUCAAGAGACCUCGCCGGUAGCGUCGCCCUCCAAGAUGGUCUGUCUUGCCCAUGCGGAUUCCGUUUGUGGAAGCUGCAAGCUGAAGGACUGCACCGUCAAGUAUACCUACACCAUUGAGGAGUUAGAGGCCGUCAGGGCAAAGCUUGCAGAGAAGCUGGCUGGUUACGACGCUUGGCGCACCGAGUUUGGUCAGUUUUUGGGUGUCUUGAACGCCCCUACUACGGAUUCCAAAGGGCAGUCGGUCAAAUCAGAACCUGACAGCGCCAAGCCCUGCUGUACAACAACGCUAAGGGAAUUUGAGUUGAAGUUGGCUGAAGCUGAAAAAUGCGGCUACCACAACGACCUUCUUUACCGACGAGCCACAACUUACCUGAAGUCUCUGAAGGAUCUUGUCACCAUCUGUGAUCAGGUCGUCGAUUUUCUUGACAGUAAGCACCCCAAAGGCGAUGACCACUCUGAGGCAAUUUCUAUUGCAACUUUCCAACUCAAGCGACCGGCCACGUUUACCAUCUCCUCGGGAAGUUCUGAUUCCGUCAACAAGGCCUAUUUAAAUGUGAACCAUGAAGUCGACCUCAGAAACGCCAAAGAGACAAUUGCUGCCUCGCGGGCCUUUAUUCUGCCCGGUCCAGGUGUCCAGCUAUUGUCUGCAGAUGCUACGAAGACCAAGCCCGAGGCCCCGCUAGAGGGUCUGCAGCAACAAUUUUCCAAACUUGCACAGGAUUUACGCACGGAGUUUCCUGGCUGGUGUGACCACAUGGAGGAUUUCGCCAUUAUGACGCUGGUGAGUAACUGGGGCUGUUUUUUUCUGUCUCAGUGA
Dibothriocephalus latus is the source of this 1557-nucleotide messenger RNA. NCBI's taxonomy places the organism in Eukaryota, Metazoa, Platyhelminthes, Cestoda, Diphyllobothriidea, Diphyllobothriidae. The record is from the annotation of a GenBank genome assembly.